Molecule: messenger RNA, 3493 nt
Organism: Pogona vitticeps (central bearded dragon)
Lineage: Eukaryota; Metazoa; Chordata; Lepidosauria; Squamata; Agamidae
Product: cytochrome P450 4A4
Molecular function (GO): heme binding; iron ion binding; monooxygenase activity
Source: RefSeq, a predicted model, not a curated record
GAAUCAUGAGAUGCUAAGAAUCUUCCAAGCAAGUUAUACAACUCCAUUAAUAAAUCAUGUUCAAUCAACAGCAUAAAUGUGGCACCCGCACUUGGUAAUCAAUGCUCAACAGAUAGCACUGCUGAGUUCCUAUGCUUUUUCUUUUCCUGAAAAAAGAAACACAACAACCCAGUGCAGGAGUGAUUUUUGAGUGCAAAAAUGACCAUUCAUAGCUCCAAUCAAAAUCACAGCCUCUCUCUGACUGCAUUUCAAAUCUCAGUUUAGGGAAUUAUAUACUCUCACAUGUUCCUGAACUGUUGUCAUUUUCCAACAUAACGGACGGUUGUGUUUUACUGGAUGAAAGGGAAAUGGGUGUUUCCGUUCAAGCUUGCUGCAGGACAUAACAGCAGCUGCACUGACUGUAGCCAAAGAAACACAGCAGUUGUAAGGGAAGAUUUUAUUGGCUGAGAGUGUGUUCAUUCCCCUUUGGUAAUGUUACACUCCCUGAAGUGAAGUUUCCUGUUGUGCAUUUCUUGGGAGAAAGAGAUACUUUGUUUUGAAACAGAAAUCACUCCGAUUCUCUUGGCAAAACACAAAAGACAAGCUUCUAAGAGUCAGUGCCUAGCUGUUAUUAGUCCAGCCACAAAGAGAAGACAACUAGCUGGAAAUACAAAGUGAAAGUAUGGAAUCUGUAUCAAAAUUCAUCAAGCAAACCUCUUGGUUGCCUCAGGAUUUCUCUCUGAUUCUCCAUGUGGUAGUUUUUGCCAGCCUUACCUAUGUGGUGCUGAAAGUCAUACAGCUGUAUCGGAAGAACCAGCAGCUAGUCAAAGCUUACAGCUCUUUUCCAGGACCUCCUGCCCACUGGCUGUAUGGCCAUCUCGAAAUGGUGAAACCAGAAGAAGAAUUCCAGAAUCUAGUAGAGUGGACAAAGAUAUACCCACAUUGUCAUUCAUUAUGGUAUGGGCCAUUCUUGGGUGUGUUAGUCAUCAAUCAUCCUGAAUAUGCGAAGAUGGUGUACAGUAGAGGUGAUCCCAAAUCUCUUGCAGUAUACAAAUUCCUCGUUCCAUGGAUCGGACUAGGGUUGCUAAUUCUGGGUGGGCCAAAGUGGCAGCAGCACCGGAAGCUCCUCACCCCAGGGUUCCAUUAUGAUGUUCUGAAGCCUUAUGUGACGGCUAUGGUAGAGUCAGUCAAGCAGAUGCUGGAUAUAUUGGAAAAUGUCAUCUCCAAAGACACCACAGCAUCAGUAGAGAUGUUUCAGUAUGUCAGUUUGAUGUCCCUCGAUACCAUCAUGAAAUGUUCCUUCAGCUACCAAAGCAAUUGUCAAGUAGACCGGAAUAAUUCCUACAUUAACACAGUCUACAACCUCUCCUUUCUGGCCAUUGAGAGACUGAAAACACCUUUGGUCCACAAUGAUCUCCUUUACUCGUUCAGUCCCCAAGGGUACCGUUUUCACAAAGCUUGCAAAGCAGCCCAUCUUCACACGAAUAAUGUAAUACAAGAAAGAAAGAAGUCUCUCAAGAAUGAGCAAGAGCUUGAAAAGAUCUUGAAGAAGAGGCGUUUGGACUUUCUGGAUAUUCUUCUCUGUGCAAAGGAUGAAAAUGGAAAUUCACUAUCAGAUGAAGAUUUACGUGCUGAAGUGGACACAUUCAUGUUUGAAGGCCAUGACACUACAGCUAGUGGAAUUUCUUGGCUCUUUUACUGUAUGGCUCACAAUCCUGAACACCAGCAGAGAUGCAGAGAGGAGAUAAAGGAACUUCUUGGGGGAAAGGAGGUUAUUCAAUGGGAUGACCUAGGAAAGAUGACAUAUACCACCAUGUGCAUUAAAGAGAGCCUUCGGAUUUACCCACCGGUACCCCAAAUAGCACGAGAACUGAAUUCACCUGUGACAUUUGCUGAUGGACGAACCUUGCCAAAAGGAGUUCUGGUUAUGCUGAGUAUUUAUAGUCUUCACAGAAAUCCUGAAAUUUGGGACAACCCUGAGGUCUAUGAUCCUCUACGAUUUUCUCCAGAAAAUUCAAAACAUCGCCACCCAUAUGCUUUUCUUCCCUUUGCUGCUGGGCCAAGGAACUGCAUUGGACAACAGUUUGCGAUGAAUGAGAUGAAAAUCGCUCUUGCUUUAACACUUCAGCGGUUUGAACUUUUGCCUGACCAUUCCAAAAUGCCUACUCCCAUUCAGCAGAUCGUCACUCGAUCUACAAAUGGAAUACACCUGAAACUGAAGCCUAUUCACUAGGGCUAUUCACAGAUCCCCUAUUUGAUUUGGAGAUCCACUCAUAGCUUGGGAAUGUGUCCCAAUGUAGACCUGACUGAUUCAUGUCCCAUCCAUAUCUAAUUGUAUCUUAGAUCUAAACUGAUUUGUAAAUUCAGCUUUGCUAGCCUUUCCACUGACUUGCAUCAGAAACUGCUGUAAUACCUCAGAACCUGAAUAGAGGAGUAAACCUGCCAAAUUUCAGAUGGCUGGCAUCAGUUGUUCACUUACUAGGCACCCAUAAUGUUUCUUUUCUCAAAAAUCAAUGUCUGAACUGGUGUGAAGCUUUCCUGAUUAGUCUGAAGUAUAGCGGAAUUUCAGCCACUUUUUUCUUUCAUGUGCAUUAUAUCAUUGACGCAAGAACUCAUUUUUCUUUGUUCAGCUGGAUAAAAUCAUAGCUGUAAUGAACUAAAGGAGAGACUAGGGAGGGAGAAAAUUAGACGUCACAAAGAAAGCCCAUCCUUGUUAAUUUUGCACAGACAUUGCAGUAGGCUGUAAAGUUUUCUGGAAAUUUUUCUAGUGUUAAAUUUUUCUGCAGAAUAUUUCCAUUUUAAAAACAUAUUGAAAUACGUUAGUAGUAAUGCAUAAACAUGGUUGGCAGUUUCAAAGUUGUCUUGGCUAGCAGACACAUCCUCCCCCCCUUUUUCCCCCCUCAUGAAGAAUUAUGAUGCACAAUCAUCCAAACUAAAAAUUAAGCAAAAAAAAUUUUUUUAGCUCAUUGCUGCUAAGUGUUGGGAUGCUCUAAUCAUACUGCAUGUGCCAUAAACACUUCAAACCAAAACAUCACACCAAAGAUUGCUGUGUGUCUAUCACAAAAAUUUCAUCAGAUUAAAUAUUAGCCAAGGUUUUAUUAGCUAAUAUAGGUCAUUACCAAAGGCAAUAAUUAUGCUAUCGAUUGUUAUCUUCCCUCCUACCUUUUCAGAACAAGGCUCAAAAGUAACAUUUGCCAUUCUCUACAUUACCACAUGCUGUUCCUCUGUUGUUUCCUUUAAUCAUUGUUCACAGAACCAGGUUUCAAAAGAACUGAAUACCAAGCAGGCAUCUUAUUUCAUUACUAGAUGUGAAAUACAGCCAAACACAACGGUCUCUUUACUAUGUGUUUUACUAUGUAAUAUCUGUGUUUCUGACGUUUAUAUCUGAUGAAGUGGACAUUUUCCAUGAAAGUUGACAUUAAAAUACAGCAGCUAGUCUUGAAGGUGUGACAGCCUCUCCCUUUUCUUCUUCUUCUUCUUCUUUUGCUUUUGUUUUCUGUUUUCUGUUUCUUGU